AUGGUUCACUGUGCAGGCUGCAAAAGGCCGAUCUUGGACCGGUUUUUGUUGAAUGUACUGGACAGGGCUUGGCAUGUGAAGUGUGUUCAGUGCUGUGAAUGUAAAUGCAAUUUGACAGAGAAAUGCUUUUCGCGAGAAGGCAAGCUUUACUGCAAAAACGACUUCUUUCGGUGUUUCGGGACCAAGUGCGCGGGCUGUGCCCAGGGCAUCUCCCCCAGCGACCUGGUCCGCAGGGCGCGGAGCAAAGUGUUCCACUUGAACUGUUUUACGUGUAUGAUGUGUAACAAGCAACUCUCCACCGGCGAGGAGCUCUACAUCAUAGACGAGAACAAGUUUGUCUGCAAAGAAGAUUACCUAAAUAACAGCAAUACUGCCAAAGAAAACAGCCUGCAUUCAGCCACCACCGGCAGUGACCCCAGCCUGUCCCCCGACUCUCAAGACCCCUCCCAGGACGACGCCAAGGACUCGGAAAGCGCCAACGUGUCCGACAAAGAGACGGGGAGCAACGAAAACGACGACCAGAACCUGGGGGCCAAGCGGCGGGGACCCCGCACCACCAUCAAAGCCAAACAGCUAGAGACUCUGAAAGCCGCCUUCGCGGCCACCCCAAAACCCACCCGGCACAUCAGGGAGCAGCUGGCACAGGAGACCGGCCUCAACAUGCGGGUCAUCCAGGUGUGGUUCCAGAACCGGCGCUCCAAGGAGCGGCGGAUGAAGCAGCUGAGCGCGCUGGGAGCCCGGCGACACGCGUUCUUCCGCAGCCCGCGCAGGAUGCGGCCGCUCGUGGACCGGCUGGAGCCCGGCGAGCUCAUCCCCAACGGGCCCUUCUCCUUCUACGGAGAUUAUCAGAGCGAGUAUUACGGCCCUGGAAGCAAUUACGAUUUCUUCCCCCAAGGACCGCCUUCGUCCCAAGCUCAGACCCCCGUGGAUCUCCCGUUCGUGCCCUCCUCGGGGCCGUCAGGGACCCCGCUGGGGGCCAUGGACCACCCCCUGCCCGGACAUCACCCCUCGAGUGAGGCUCAGCGCUUCACUGACAUCAUGUCGCACCCUCCAGGAGACUCGCCCAGCCCCGAACCCAACCUGCCCGGGUCCUUGCACUCCAUGUCCGCGGAAGUUUUUGGCCCCAGUCCCCCAUUUUCAUCGAUAUCCGUCAACGGUGGUGCUAACUACGGCAAUCACUUGUCCCACCCUCCAGAGAUGAACGAAGCAGCUGUGUGGUAG
Messenger RNA from Cinclus cinclus, 1221 nucleotides. It is a transcript of the gene LHX1, whose product is annotated as LIM homeobox 1. Gene Ontology annotation, molecular function: DNA-binding transcription factor activity, RNA polymerase II-specific; RNA polymerase II transcription regulatory region sequence-specific DNA binding. The record is from RefSeq and is a predicted model, not a curated record. The transcript is spliced from 5 exons. NCBI's taxonomy places the organism in Eukaryota, Metazoa, Chordata, Aves, Passeriformes, Cinclidae. Gene Ontology annotation, biological process: neuron differentiation; regulation of transcription by RNA polymerase II. Bases 1 to 1221 code for a protein of 406 amino acids. Gene Ontology annotation, cellular component: nucleus.